Molecule: messenger RNA, 6888 nt
Organism: Paraglomus brasilianum
Lineage: Eukaryota; Fungi; Glomeromycota; Glomeromycetes; Paraglomerales; Paraglomeraceae
Source: the annotation of a GenBank genome assembly
AUGGAGGAUAUUAUGCAAAGGCUUAGGAGCAAGGACAUAACCGUCCAACAAAAAGCCGCCGCUGAUCUUCGGCUGUUGGUCGAGGGGCAGCCGAAUAUAUUAAACGAAGCUAAUAAGCCAAUAUUUGAGAUGAUGCAAGGAGAUACUUCAGACAAAAUCGGUGGUAUCUUAGCAAUAGAUGCACUUAUAGUUAAUAAUAUUGAGACGACUACCCUCGCACGCUUUACGAGUUAUCUAAAGAUGGUUCUACCAGGUGUCGAUCCACAAAUCAUGAUAUUAGCAGCAAAGGCAUUAGGGAGGCUGGCUAUGCCUGGUGGCCCUGUGACCGCAGUGUUCGUACAGAGUGAAGUAAACAUUGCUUUAGAAUACCUACAAGGCGAUAGGCAAGAAAACCGAAGACAUGCAGCAGCUCUCGUUCUUCGUGAAUUGGCUGCAAAUGCGCCGACGCUCAUAUACACAUAUGUACCGCAGAUAUUGGAGAUGAUAUGGGUUGGAUUGCGCGACCCGAAAGUCGCCAUACGAGAAGCAUCAGCAGAGGCAUUAAGUGCAUGCUUACAGAUUAUUCAUGAACGUGAGAAUAGUCAAAAACAGCAGUGGUACACGAAGAUAUACGACGAGGCGGGAAGAGGGUUAAAGACAAAUAACGCAGAUCACAUACAUGGAUCGCUUUUAGCGUAUCGUGAGCUACUGCGUCAUGCUCAAACAUUUAUGCAAGAGAAGUAUAAAAACGUCGCAGAUGCAGUUUUACGCUUCAAAGACAACAAAGAUGGCCUUAUUCGGCGUACGGUCAUAUCUUUAAUUCCCGAUUUGGCAGAAUUCAAUCCUGCAGAAUUCGUUGCUGUUUAUCUACAUAAGUGCAUGGAUUACCUGCUUUAUCAGCUGAAGAAGGACAGAGAUCGAUCAAUAUCUUUUAUUGCAAUUGGCCAGGUUGCUUGUGCUGUAAAAAGGGAUAUGGGACACCAUAACUUGGAUCAGAUUCUCUCGAACAUUAAGGAAGGAUUAUCAGUCAAGGGGCGCAGUCGUAUUGGCAGCGAAGCAUCAAUAUUCCAAUGUAUUGGCAUGUUAGCGAGAGCUGUUGGACCAGCUCUUACCAAACAUAUGCACGACUUGUUGGAGUCUAUGUUUGCAUGUGGUUUAAGUGAACCACUACGACAAGCAUUGACAGAUUUGGCUACGAACAUUCCUCCAUUAUUACCAAUCAUUCAAGAACGACUGUUGAACAUGCUGUCGAUUAUUUUGAGCGGCCAACCUUUUCGUCAGCCGGGCUCUCCCGUGUCUGAAAGUCAUGAGAUAAGAAGACAUUUUACGACGCAAAUCAACGAUUUGAAAGAUGUCGAACAGACAGUAUUGGCAUUGGUUACUCUGGGAAGCUUUAAUUUUGAGAAUCAUGUUUUGAAUGAAUUUGUGAGGGAUUGCGUGGUUCGAUACCUGGAAACUGACAUUGUCGAAGUGCGUAAGGCGGCUGCCCUGACUUGCUGUCAACUAUUCGCUCGCGAUAAGAUAUUGGAACAGACCAGCCAGCAUGCUAUACAGGUUGUCAAUGAAGUCUUGGAAAGGCUAUUGACGGUCGGAGUAGCUGACCCUGAAAUAAGUAUAAGAGAAACUGUUCUGUCAAAUCUUACCGAGAGGUUUGACCGACAUCUGGCUCAGGCAGAAAAUAUCCGAUCUUUGUUUAUUGCUUUGAAUGAUGAGGCAUUCUCCAUCCGAGAAAUUACCAUCACAAUAAUAGGUCGAUUAGCAGCGUACAAUCCAGCUUACGUCAUGCCUUCGCUUCGAAAGACAUUGAUACAACUUCUUACUGAAUUGGAAUACUCUUCCGUAAGCCGGAACAAAGAAGAAAGUGCACGACUAUUGAGCCUCCUGGUAUUCGCAUCGCAAAGGCUAAUAAAACCAUAUGUAGAGUCGAUAUUAUUAGUACUCUUACCUAAAUCACGAGACAACAGCCCAGCAGUGGCAUCCAGUGUACUGGCGGCACUUGGCGAAUUGGCGCGUGUUGGUGGUGAAGACUUGACAGAUUAUUUGGAUAAACUAAUGCCACUGAUCAUUGAUGCGCUUCAAGAUCAGAGCUCCACAACAAAAAGGGAUGCCGCCUUGAAGACUCUUGGGCAGCUUGCUAGUAAUACUGGAUUUGUUAUUGAGCCAUAUCAAAAGUACCCUCAGCUGCUCAAUAUAUUAAUUAAUAUUUUGAAGACCGAGUCUUCGGUUUCAAUAAGAAGGGAGACUGUUAAACUAAUUGGUAUUCUUGGCGCAUUAGAUCCAUAUAGACAUAAGAUAAAUAUUGGCCCCUCGGAUGAUUCUCUUUCAGAUAUGAAACCAUCUAAUGCUGACGUGUCUCUGCUAAUGAUGGGGCUGGGUCCACAGUCAGAGGACUAUUACCCAACUGUCGUCAUUAACGCGUUAAUGAAGAUAUUGAGAGAUUCGACCCUGGCUACUCAUCAUACAGCUGUGAUCCAAGCUGUCAUGUUCAUAUUCAAGGCUCUCGGAUUGAAAUGUGUUCCUUUUCUGCCACAAAUCACUCCGGCGUUUCUAAGUGCAAUGCGAACGUGUCCAGCCGGCAUGCUUGUCUUUUAUUUUGAACAGCUUGGAUCACUCGUAUCUAUAGUUCAACAACAUAUCAGGAAUUAUCUACCGGAUAUUUUUUCCCUUGUUCAAGACUACUGGAAUCCAAGCUCAACUACUCAAACCACCAUUAUUUCACUAGUUGAAGAAAUUUCCAAAGCAUUAGACGGUGAAUUCAAGAAUUACUUACCAAAAUUAUUGCCACUUAUGCUCCAAAUAUUCGAAGAAGAUAAAACUGAUAAGCGCCAGCCAACAACGAAAGUUCUUCACGCAUUUGUCGUUUUCGGUACCAACAUAGAAGAAUACAUGCAUUUAGUGAUUCCUGUAAUAGUCAAGUUGUUUGAGAAGCCGGAUGUCCCCACGUCACUCCGAAAAGCAGCUAUUGUGGCAGUAGGACAAAUGUCAAAGAAAGUAAACUUCUCUGAUCACGCCUCUAGAAUUAUUCACCCACUGGCACGCGUAUUAGCUAUGCCAAUAUACGACUUGCGGAUGGCUGCAAUGGAGACUCUAUGUGCCCUUGUUUAUCAGCUUGGCUCGGAUUACGCUAUUUUCAUUCCAAUGAUAAACAAAGUGCUGCAAAAACAUCGUAUUCAACAUCAGAAGUAUGAAAUUCUAGUAUCAAAGCUACUGAAAGCAGAGCCAUUACCUCAAGAUAUUGGUCCCGACAUCGACAAAUUUGACAGUCACAAGGAAGAGAGACCCACUGCCGAAGCAAGUUCAAAGAAAUUGUCAGUGAAUCAACAACAUUUGAAAAAUGCGUGGGAAUGUUCGCAAAAAUCAACGAAAGAUGAUUGGAAUGAGUGGAUACGCCGCCUAAGUGUUGAGUUAUUGAAAGAAUCACCUUCACCCGCACUGAGAGCUUGUGCAAGUUUAGCAGGAGUAUAUCACCCUCUCGCAAAAGAACUAUUUAAUGCAGCCUUUAUUUCAUGUUGGUCAGAGCUUUAUUAUCAAUACAAAGAUGAAUUAGUUGUGUCUCUUCUGACAGCUAUACGAUCACCUAGCACAUAUACCGAGAUUGUAUCAACCAUACUGAAUCUUGCUGAAUUCAUGGAACACUAUGAUAGGCCGCUUUCAAUUGACAUUGGGCUGCUUGGACAAUUUGCGGAAAAAUGUCAGGCAUUUGCUAAAGCGUUGCACUAUAAGGAAAUGGAAUUCUUAAAGGAGCCAACUAAAGAGACCGUCGAGAAACUUAUCCAAAUCAAUAAUCAGUUACAACUGCCAGAUGCUGCUAUAGGCAUAUUAACACACGCACAGCAGACACCAGGUUUACAAGAUUUACAGCUAGAAGAGAAUUGGUACGAGAAAUUAAAUCGGUGGGACGAUGCGCUGGCAGCAUACGAAAAACGGCGAGAAGAAGAUCCGAAUGACCUGGAAGCUACCCUCGGCGUUAUGCGUUGUUUGAAUGCUCUUGGUGAUUGGGAAGGACUAUCAGGACUCGCUCAGGAGCAAUGGAUAGAUUCUACUCCAGAAAUGCGCAAGCAAGUUGCUGGAUUGGCUGCUGCUGGAGCAUGGGCCUUAUGUCAGUGGAACAUGAUGGAAGAUUAUUUACUUAACAUGAGACAAGAGUCUCCCGACCGGACUUUCUUCCAAGCUAUUCUCGCGCUGCACAAAAACCAAUUCUCCGAGUCAAGGAAGUACAUUGACAAAACUAGAGACUUGCUCGAUACUGAGCUAACUGCUCUCGUUGGUGAAAGCUAUAAUAGAGCGUAUAGCGUUGUAGUUCGUGUCCAGAUGUUAGCUGAGCUGGAGGAAAUAAUAACCUACAAGCAGUUCGCCGACCAACCUGACAGACAAGCCACUAUAAGAAAAACUUGGAUGAAGAGAUUAAAAGGAUGUCAGCGUAAUGUUGAUGUUUGGUCGCGCAUUAUGAGAGUACGUGCACUAGUGCUAACACCAAAGGAGAAUAUGGAGAUGAAUAUCAAAUUUGCCAAUUUGUGCAGAAAGAGUGGUAGACUUGAAAUAGCUGAGAAAACGUUGAAGCAGCUACUCGUUGGCGAUCAAAGAAUGGAAGUUAUACAUCCGUCAAUAUUAACAAGAGCUGCAGCACCGGUUGUCUAUGCACACCUUAAAUGGAUGUGGGCGAGCGGUGUUCGUGAAGAAGCAUUGAAUUAUCUUAAAGAAUUUACCACUCGGAUGUCGGGCGACCCACGCUCCAGUAAUGACUCUCUUCUUGCUCGUUGCUAUCUUAAAAAAGGAGAAUGGCAAAUGAUACUCCAAGAUGACUGGGAUGUUGAAACGAUACCUGAUAUACUAAAAUCGUAUGAAUCGGCGACAAGAUUUGAUAAAGAUUGGUACAAAGCUUGGCAUGCAUGGGCUUUGGCAAACUUUGAGGUCAUAACACAUUUUGAGAAAGUACACAGUGCUGAAAAUGCGAGCGAGGAUGGGAAUGUUGCUGAAGCAUCUGUCGAGAAUAAUGCUGAACUUCAACAAGAGGUCUUGCGCUACGUUGUCCCAUCUGUCCAAGGAUUUGUUCAAUCGAUUGCCCUUUCCCAGGGUAGUUGCUUGCAGGACACUUUACGAUUACUUACGUUGUGGUUCAAAUAUGGUUAUCAUGAAGAGGUCUCGCAAGCAAUUAGUAGUGGAUUCAACAGUGUCAGCAUAGACACAUGGCUUGAGGUUAUACCACAGCUCAUUGCCCGCAUUCAUGCCCCCAACGAAAAUAUAAAACGUCUGAUUCACCAAUUGCUAGGAGACGUUGGCAAAGAACACCCUCAAGCUCUUAUCUAUCCAUUAACCGUUGCAUCCAAAUCUCAGAAUCCCCAGCGGCAGAAGGCUGCAGAAGAUGUUAUGGACAAAUUACGUUCUCAUAGUCCUGUUCUUGUAAAUCAGGCAUUACUUGUAAGCCAGGAACUUAUUCGGGUGGCCAUUUUAUGGCAUGAAAUUUGGAUGGAGCAACUGGAAGAGGCCUCUAGAUUGUACUUUAUUGAUCGUAACUUUGAUGCAAUGUUCCAAAUUCUCGAUGAAUUGCAAGAACGACUUGACAAGGGUCCUGUUACAUUGCGUGAAAUAGCCUUUGUUCAAGCUUAUGGGAGAGAGCUUCAGGAGGCGGGCGGAUGGUGUAAGAAGUAUAAACAGACUAAUGAUAUAACUUUCCUAGCACAAGCAUGGCAAAUAUAUCAUGAAAUGUUUAAAAAGAUCACUCAACAAGUCAGCACUAUCACCAGUCUAGAGCUUCAGUAUGUCUCACCCAAAUUACUAGAUGCAAAAGACCUAGAGUUGGCUGUCCCUGGUACAUAUAAGAGUGGGGAACCUGUUAUAAAGAUUGCAAGCUUUCUUCACACAGUGAAUAUAAUAUCAUCUAAGCAACGACCGAGGAAAUUAAUUCUAAUUGGAAGUGACGGGCGGGAAUAUCAAUUCUUAUUGAAAGGACACGAAGACCUUCGUCAAGAUGAACGAGUGAUGCAACUGUUUGGUCUUGUAAAUACACUACUUUCCGUUGAUUCAGAGACAUUCAAACGGCGUCUCAACAUCCACAGAUAUACUGCUACACCACUUACUCCUAACAUUGGUUUAUUGGGAUGGGUUCCUAACUGUGAUACAUUGCAUGCUCUCAUACGCGAUUUCCGAGAAAGCAAAAAGAUUCUAUUAAAUAUCGAGCAUCGACUGAUGCUUCAGAUGGCGCCUGAUUACGAUCAAUGCACAGUAUUACAAAAAGUAGAGGUAUUCGAAUUCGCCCUGGCAAAUACAACAGGACAAGAUUUAUACAAAGUGUUAUGGCUUAAGAGCAAGAACUCUGAGGCAUGGUUAGAUCGAAGGACUAAUUAUACAAGAUCAUUAGCUCUUAUGUCAAUGGUUGGUUAUAUUCUUGGUUUGGGCGACCGGCAUCCUUCGAAUAUUAUGUUAGAUAGAUUUACUGGCAAGAUAGUGCAUAUCGACUUUGGCGAUUGUUUCGAGGUGGCCAUGACACGCGAAAAGUAUCCUGAGAAGAUUCCGUUCCGACUGACACGCAUGCUAAGACACGCCAUGGAAGUCAGUGGAAUAGAAGGCAAUUUCCGUACAACUUGUGAAGCAGUAAUGUCCGUGUUACGCAAGAACAAAGAUAGUUUGAUGGCUGUUCUAGAGGCCUUUGUUCAUGAUCCGUUAAUAAACUGGAGAAUAAUAGCAGCUCCAAGUCCUCGGCAGGGGGAAGGAGAGAACUUGAAUACUGUAGCAGCAAGCAAUCGAAAGGCCCGAGAUAUUAUUCACAGAAUAUCAAAUAAAUUAACAGGCAGAGACUUUAAAGAGAAUCAGGUACUGGACGUGUCCUCACAAGUAGAUAAACUAAUUCAGCAAGCAAUAUCUGUUGAGAACCUCUGCCAAUGUUAUAUUGGAUGGUGUGCCUUCUGGUAG